Bicyclus anynana (squinting bush brown) is the source of this 2992-nucleotide messenger RNA. RefSeq names its product transcription factor sox-2-like (gene SoxB3). Lineage: Eukaryota; Metazoa; Arthropoda; Insecta; Lepidoptera; Nymphalidae. The transcript has a single exon. Gene Ontology annotation, biological process: cell differentiation; regulation of DNA-templated transcription; anatomical structure morphogenesis. Gene Ontology annotation, molecular function: RNA polymerase II cis-regulatory region sequence-specific DNA binding; DNA-binding transcription factor activity, RNA polymerase II-specific. Bases 162 to 812 code for a protein of 216 amino acids. The record is from RefSeq and is a predicted model, not a curated record.
CUGGCUGGAUAGCUUUUACGAGCUCCCAAUUGUCACGGACAAAAGUCAUUUGUUACACUCAGGUUAAACCUAACAAAGUGGUUGUUCGACUCUUCUAUCGCUGUUUAGUUAUCAAUCAAGUUUUAAAGACUGAUCAUUAUGGCUGUCUCAUAACAUUUGCAAUGAUGGCGUAUCAAAUGGAAACGAAGCUGUCAAAACUGUCGCGGAACUCCAACCCGUAUCACAUCAAACGACCGAUGAACGCCUUCAUGGUGUGGUCGAGGCUGCAGAGGAAGAAAAUCUCCAUGAUGAAUCCAAAGCUACACAAUUCAGAGAUAUCGAAAAGACUCGGCUUAGAGUGGAAGAGUUUGGAUGAAACGGAGAAGAGACCUUUCAUAGACGAAGCGAAACGUUUGAGAUUGAAACACAUGCAUGACUACCCAGAUUAUAAAUACCGUCCGCGUCGGAAGAACAGGCUUGACACUCCGGUGUAUGGAAAUCCAGGUUUAUACUCGACGAGAGAGACAUUCGUAGAAAUCGAGCCUAGAGAACCCAACUAUCAGAUACCAUCUAACUAUUCAGACCAGUAUGUAUACAACAAUGUUGUUUAUACUGUACCAAUCAGUCAAUCAUCGUUUAUGUCGCCGAUGAGGCCUAAAGAAGAGGCGUUGCCGAGUUUGGACUUAAGGCCUUUGCCGUCUAUAGAGAGCAUUUCCCCGAGGCCGUUCGCGGUGGUCAACCAACAGAUGAUGGUGAAGGCCUACCCCAACUUGCACUACGUUCCCGAAGAUGUGGCGCGGAUAUCGUACCAUUAUCCGUUUAGUGUUCAAUAGCUUAAACCCAUGAUACAUUGUAAACUGGUUAAAUGAGAUCUUGAGAAAUCUAGGUUUGUUUAAGGACUUAAUUUAGCUUGUUUUUUAAAUAACUUAAUGAUAGUUACCCCAUUUACAGAGAAUACUUACUAAGCGAAAGAAGGAAUGCCGAACACAAAAAAUACUUAAUUUUUUUAAAAACUGAAUUGAAUUUUUUAGAUAGGAAUUAAAGAGAUUUUUAUGCGUUUUCAACCGAAAGAGAAAGCUCGAUACCCUGGAACAAAAUAAUUACAAGUAUAUUUCAUGAAAAAAUCGGGCACGAAAUUGAGGGUUGAUAAGUUUGUUUUACUAUUAUAGAGUUCAGAUGACAUACAAUGUUAAUAUAUAGAUGUUACUUAGAACAUGUGAUUAAAUCUUAUAUUACCUACUUGAAAGAUUCACUAUCACUAGUAUCACAGUAUUUUCACUAAUUAUCAUUAAAUAGAGGUAAAGUUUGUGGUAUUGUAGGGGUAUAAUCUCUGGAUCUACUAAACCGAUUUCAUAAACGCUUAUAUCACUACAAAUUCAUUAUAUUUGUGAGUGUCAUAGGCUGUAUUUUGUCCAUAAUUGAGUUUAAAGAAUUUAAUUGAGUUUGGGCAGGCCACAUAGUUCGAAGAACCGAUGGGCGUUGGGAUCCCAAGGUGCUGGAAUGGCGACCCAGCACUGGAAAGCGCAGAUCGAUCCCCUACUAGGUGGACAGAGGACAUCACGCGGGUUGCAGGGAGCCGCUGGAUGCUGGCGGCUCGUGACCUUUUUGUUUGAAAGUUCAUGCAAGAGGCCUAUGUCCAGCAGUGGACGUCCAUUGACUGUUAUGACGAUGAUGAGUUUAAAGAUAAUAAUUCAGAACUUUCUUAAAUAGUUAAAUUUACUGGCUUAACUUUAACUAUGUUUUCUCACUUAACCAGUUUACACUAACGUUAUACGUAGAUGCCAAAAAUUAGACAUUUAUUUACAAGUAUGUACCUAAAUAAUAAAUCAGUUAUACGCAAGGUUUUUUUUCAAUAUGCGGUACAGCGGACGCGGACAGUUAUAUAUUUGUAUAAUGUAAUCUUUUGUCUGGAUAAUGACAGAAUCAUUAAAGGGAUUUAUUUCGGUAUUUGAGUGACUACCUUGACCGUCAAAUUGUUUCUAAACUCAACGAUUUAAAAUUAUUAGAUAUGUCACUAACGCGAUGAAAUUGACGCGAACAAAGGCUAAUUGUCUUAAUUUCAUUUAGUCGCAUAGUAAACAAAUUUUAACAAAUAAUACCUAAAUAUUGUCUACAAUGUCCAGUACGUAGCUCGAGUUCAGCAAGUGUAAAAAUUAUAUAUAAAUAAAUAUAUAAUGUAAGUAUACAAAAAAUUGUGCAUGUGUUUGCUCAGUGAAGUAGCUAAUUCGGAUCACUUUUUGCGGUGACUUUGUCGGCACGUGACAUAUUUCGUUAUCAACCCAUAUUCGGCUCACUGCUGAGCUCAAGUCUCCUCUUAGAAAGAGAGGGGUUAGGCCAAUAGUCCACCACGAUGGCCCAAUGCGGAUUGGCAGACUUCACACACGCAGAGAAUUAAGAUAAUUCUCUGGUAUGCAGGUUUCCUCACGAUGUUUUCCUUCACCGAUUGAGACACGUGAUAUUUAAUUUCUUAAAAUGCACAUAACUGAAAAGUUGGAGAUGCAUGCCCCGGACCGGAUUCGAACCCACACCCUCCGGAAUCGGAGGCAGAGGUCAUAUCCACCGGGCUAUCACGGCUACGUAACAUAUUUAUUAGUAUAAAAUCGUUGUCUAUGACUUAGAUUAGGACUUGUCAACUUAUUAACUGUAUCAGUCUAUUUAAAAUGUCUUCUUUCACGGGAUUACUCGGUCAAGGCAUUCUACGUCCAUCUAUACUGUAAACUGUGGUUGGACCCGAGUGUCAUAAGAAAUCGGGGAUUGCAGGUGAAGACGUUGUGAAACAAAUAGAGAUCCGAGAUAGCCCAGUGGACCUCUGCCUGUGAUUCCGGAGGGCGUAGAUUCGAAUCUCCACCUCCAACUUUUUAGUUGUGUGCAUUUUAUGAAAUUAAAUAUCACGAGUCUAAAACGGUGAUGAUAAAACAUUGUGAGGAAACCUGCACACCAGAGAAUUUUAUUAAUUCUAUUCUAUGUGUGUGAAGUCUGCCAAUCCACAUAGGGCCAGCGUGGUGGAUUAUUG